AUGGAUUACCGACGGAUAAAACGAAUUCUGUUUGUUUACGUGCUUAUGAACUGUAUUUUUAUUUCUCUUCAGAAUAAAGAAGAGGUGCUUUUGGACAUGAUGGCAUCCGGAGGAGAGCUGGGCUGGCUGACAUGGCCUGAUCAGAAUGGGUGGGAGAUAGGCCAGCAGGCUGUUAAUGGCACCUUGCUCUAUAACUACUUUAUUUGCAAUGUGGAGGCACGAGAGCAGGACAACUGGUUGCGCACCACCUUCAUCCAGCGACACCCGUCCGCCACCAGAGUCUUUGUGGAGAUACGCUUUCUAGUUCGUGACUGCAACUCUUUCAAUGCGGACUCGCUCACCUGCAAAGAGACUUUCAACUUGUACACCUCUGAAGCCGAUGCUGAUAUUGGUACCAGCUUCCGCAAAGGCCAGUUUCGCAAAGUGACCACUAUAGCACCUGAUGAAAUCUCUGGCCUUGGAGAUAUGAGAAUCAACACAGAGACGCGGAUAGUGGAUAAUCUCUCCCGUAAAGGGUUUUACUUGGCCUUUCAGGACAUCGGGGCCUGCGUGGCUAUCUAUUCUGUUAGGGUUUACUACAAAAUGUGCCCAGCAACUGUAAAGAGCUUGGCAGCAUUCCCCGAGACAGUGGCUGGGGGCGAGAACCAGGCCCUACGGGAGGUAGCUGGGGCAUGUGUGGAAAAUGCUGAAAGUGAAGACCAACCGCGCAUUUACUGCACUGUGGAUGGAGAAUGGGUGGUUCCUGUGGGCCAGUGCCAGUGCCGCCCUGGAUAUGAAGCCGUGGACGAUGCAUGUCAGGAAUGUAAGCCAGGCUUCUUUAAAGCCUCGGUCUCCAAUGAGGCCUGCGAGCCCUGUCCAAAGAACACUCGGCCUUCAAGUCCUGGUGCUGCAACUUGCUCCUGCCUGGACGGGUUUUACCGAGCCCCAGAUGACCCCCUGACGGCACCCUGCUCAGCCUUGCCUUCACCUCCCCGAAAUCUGGUUGCCACCACUGCGCAAAUGGCUGUAGGCAAAUUGCUGUUGUCCUGGACCCCCCCGGAAAAUACAGGAGGGCGCUCUGACAUUUCCUACAGUGUGGUGUGUGAGCGCUGUGAUGCUAGAGUGUGUCAGCCCUGUGGAGAAAAGGUGCGUUUCGAGCCCAGCAGUACGGACCUGAAGGAGACCACCGUGACCAUGAGCGAGCUGGAGCCACAUCUGAACUACACAUUCACAGUGGAGGCUCGGAGUGGCGUUUCCCAACUCAGCCCUCGGAGAGCAACCAGCACCAUUAACACAGCCCUGCACUACACAGAUCCUCCAAAUGUGACUGGAAUGACACUGGUGGAGAGCAGCCCCACAAGCUUGUCGCUGUCCUGGUCCGUGUCUCGCAGAGCCAAGCCCAACACCAUCCGCUACGAGCUUAUGUACCGGAAAAAGGAUGAUGAUGAGGCAAAGAUCAACAAGAAGGUCACGACAUACACAGUGCUGGUGCUGGAGAAGACCUCGGUCCAGAUCAGUGAUCUUUCUCCCUCCACUGCAUAUUUGUUUAAAGUCCAAGCUCUCAGUGCUGAGGGAAAUCCCAGCAGCACUGGUGUGGAACAGGAGUUCUCUACACCGCCAGAAGUUCCUCCAAACCAGGGAAACACGGCUGUGAUUCUUGGAGCUGUGAUGGGAGGAGGUGCCAUACUCUUUAUUGUAGUGGUGGUCCUGCUUCUAAACAAACGCCGAAAAAGCUCUCACGCGAGGCAAGAUCCAGAGGAUGCCUACUUCUCCAGCCCAGAGCAACUAAAGCCUCUGAAGACUUAUGUUGAUCCACAUACAUAUGAAGACCCCAACACGGCUGUGCUCAAAUUUGCCAGCGAGAUUCAUCCGAACCACAUCACCAAGCAGAAAGUCAUCGGAGCAGGUGAGUUUGGAGAAGUGUACCGAGGCAUCCUGAAGGUACAGGGACGAAAAGAGUUAGCGGUGGCCAUAAAGACCCUGAAGCCUGGUUACAGUGAGAAGCAGAGGCAAGACUUCUUAAGUGAGGCCAGCAUCAUGGGACAGUUCUCCCACCAAAAUAUCAUCCGCCUGGAGGGAGUGGUCACCAAAUUCAAGCAUGCCAUGAUUAUAACUGAAUACAUGGAGAACGGAGCACUGGACAAAUAUCUCAGGGAUCACGAUGGAGAAAUGUCAUCAUUCCAGUUGGUCGGAAUGCUCAGAGGCAUUGCAGCCGGGAUGAAGUAUCUCUCAGACAUGAGCUAUGUACACAGAGACCUGGCUGCCCGCAACAUCCUGGUCAACUCCAACCUCGAGUGCAAAGUGUCUGACUUCGGCCUGUCCCGAGUUCUUGAGGAUGACCCUGAGGGCACUUACACCACUAGUGGAGGAAAAAUUCCUAUCCGCUGGACCGCUCCAGAGGCCAUCGCUUAUAGAAAGUUCACUUCGGCCAGUGACGUCUGGAGCUUCGGGAUAGUCAUGUGGGAGGUGAUGGCCUUUGGAGAGAGGCCCUACUGGGACAUGAGCAACCACGAGGUGAUGAAAGCCAUUAAUGAAGCUUUCCGUCUACCUGCUCCGAUGGAUUGCCCGUCUGCAGUGUACCAGCUCAUGCUGCAGUGCUGGCAGCAGGAUCGUUCUAAAAGACCACGCUUUGGAGACAUUGUCAGCCUGAUAGAUAAACUCCUCAAGAGUCCUGACUCCCUUAAGACUAUUGCAGACUUUGACCCUAGAGUUUCUAUCCGGCUUCCGAGCACCAGCGGCUCUGAUGGCUCUCCGUUUAGAUCGGUGUCUGAAUGGCUAGAAUCUAUCAAAAUGAGCCAGUACAGUGAAAACUUCAACAUGGCAGGCGUCGUCAGCAUGGAGCAGGUUCUACAGAUGAAAAGCGAAGACAUCCGUAACAUUGGCGUCCGUCUGCCAGGACACCUGAAAAGAAUCGCCUACAGCAUCUUAGGACUUAAAGACCAGACCAGCACUCUGAGUGUAUUUGCUGUGUGAAGCACUCCUACAAGUUCUGGAGUUUGCUAAAGGGGCCACAAACUAUCUCUGACUGACUGGCUAAACGCAGA
Molecule: messenger RNA, 3023 nt
Organism: Trichomycterus rosablanca
Lineage: Eukaryota; Metazoa; Chordata; Actinopteri; Siluriformes; Trichomycteridae
Gene: epha2b
Product: eph receptor A2 b
Exons: 17
Coding region: 1-2952 (983 amino acids)
Biological process (GO): ephrin receptor signaling pathway; protein phosphorylation; axon guidance
Cellular component (GO): plasma membrane; dendrite
Molecular function (GO): protein binding; ATP binding; transmembrane-ephrin receptor activity
Source: RefSeq, a predicted model, not a curated record